ACCGGCCGAGGGCGGACUGCGAGGUCCGCCUAGACUUCCUGCAACUGGACAAGUGUUCGAAAUUGUGAACAUCAUAGCUAACUGACUAUGAGCUCCUCUCGUAGAACUGUUUGUCAUUAUGCUUUACAGAUUGGGUAUGUCUUCGAACACAGUGCCUGUGCUGGCCGUGUCGCCCCACGCUUCCAUAAACGGACUUGCAUGUGCGGGAUCGGUUCAGGUUGUGGGACAAUACCCCGCCAUUUAUCUUGUCUCGUGCGAUUGGCCGCUAGAUGUGCGAUAUCUCCUGGUACACUCGAAUAAAUGCUGCUGACGCAAACGUGGUGAUGGUGUAUGGAAAAAAAAAAAAAAGGGGG
This is a messenger RNA of Truncatella angustata, 353 nucleotides long. RefSeq lists its product as uncharacterized. The transcript has a single exon. The record is from RefSeq and is a predicted model, not a curated record. Bases 88 to 300 code for a protein of 70 amino acids. Lineage: Eukaryota; Fungi; Ascomycota; Sordariomycetes; Amphisphaeriales; Sporocadaceae.